UGGGUAAGAAGUCUGCACCGUGCUGCCGCUUUUAACGUCUUUCUCUGCUUUUUUUACACAAAACCUGGAAGCAACAGAAUAAAUGUCUGGUUGAUUCAGAGAUGAGCGACAACGUGAAGUUGUUUGUGGGGAAUCUUCCUUUAGAUGCAACUCACGACGAGCUGAACAAGCUCUUCGCUCCGUAUGGAGAGAUCAACACCUGCUCCCUGCUCAGACAGUACGCCUUUGUGACUCUGAAGGGAGAAGGGGCAGCAGACAGGGCCAUACGGCAUCUCGAUGGCAAAGAGUACAGAGGCAGACCCCUGGUGGUAGAGGAAUCCCGUGCUCGUCCACCCAACUCCACAAAAGUGUUUGUAGGAAACCUCAGCGCAACAUGUUCCGCAGACGACUUGCAUGGGCUGUUCUCAACAUUUGGAAGAGUUUUAGACUGUGAUAAAGUCAAAGCAAGAUUAUGCUCAAAUGUCGGCUAUGCCUUUGUGCAUAUGGAGAGGAAGGAGGAGGCCCUUGUAGCUAUCGAGGCACUUAACGGGACCAUGUUCAAGGGCCGUCAGUUGGCCGUAGAGCUUUCCAAAGCCCAACCUUUGAUCAACCAGCUCGCCUCAGGGGGAAAUGGAGCCAAUUCUGCUGGCGGCAGAGAAGGUCUUCUCCCCCGACCUCCUCCAUCACUAGAACAUCACCAGAGUCAAGCAGCUGUGCUAGCAGCAGCUGCUGCAGCUGCUGCAGGACUACCCAUACAAGUUCAACAAAGUGUCCAUAACUCAUUCUACAACACCACAUCCUUCGACCCCACUUAUGCAGCUCUGAAGGGCAUUACUAGUGCUAAAGGUGCAGAUGGGGUGAUUUACGGUGCUCUUGCCAGCCAGGUGUAUGGUGCUGUUGCUGACCAGGUGUACACUGAUAUGGCCAAUCACAAUACCGUAGCCAGCGCUGCCGUUGAAGAAGUGGAGCCACAGACUGGACCAGAUCCAACAACGCUUUUUGAGGCAGCAAGAGCCAAGUUCUUUCAGGAAGGACAGAAGGUUCUGGCAGAGCAGCAGGCGGGGAGAAAGGCAGCGUCUUCGGAAAAUGAGCGGGAUCGCAGCCCAAUUAGAGGAAAUCGAGCCCCCCUCCUCCCUGACCCCGUUCCGGGUUCCUUCGCUCAGAUACGACCCAAACGACGUGCCCUGCUGCCGACACCACCUGGCGUACCAGAGGACACCGCAUCUGCCACCACAACUCCCGAAGGGUCAGAUCCUGUUGCUAGGUCUUACACAGAGUACUAUCAGCAAAUGCAUCAAUACCAACAGUACCAGCAACAAUACCAGCAACAGUACCAGUACCUCCAGUAUGCCUACACCAAUCCUCCUCCUCCCCCACCUCCUCCGCCUCCAGCCAGCACACAGGCCACUUCUGCAAAUCCUGCACCCCCAGGGACGUACACGGCACCCCCAACAUAUGCCGCACCGGGAGCCUACGCGCCGCCCGGUACAUAUGGCGCUUCGGGGAACUACGAUGCCUCGUCAGGGAGCUACGACGCCUCGGCAGGCUAUGACGCAUCUGGAGGCUACGGAGCAUAUGAUUCAUCAGGAGCUUACACAGCAGCGGGAAGCUACUCCGCAUCCACACCGUAUGAGCAGACACCCGCACACGGGCAACCCAUGCCCCAGCGCCAUGAUUACCCUUACCACACGCCAGAACCCCCUUAUCGAUAGUUCCAUCCCCAGCACACUCCUACCACACUGCAGAUGUGUGUGCGUGUGUUUGUGUGUGCUCGCGUGUGUGCAUGUGUAUUUACAUGAGGGACAGUUUAAAGAGGAAAAUCCGAGAGGGAGUAAGGUUGUAAUUCGAAUGUGCUUUAAAUAUGAAGCGCACCACCCUUUUGUACAUUUUACCCAAGUCUGUAACUCGCCAGCCGGCUGUGAUCGUUGUUAAUAGGGUGAAUAUAUGCGUUAACAAGUGGACAAAGGUGGAGAUGAGUGGGACAGUUAAUAUUGGAAUAUUUUCGAACAUUAGUUUUUGUUUGAUAUUACAGAGGCACAGCUGAAAGUUUCUUCGGUUAAGUUACAGAAAGGUUGGGUUCCAUUGAAGCUUUUUCUUUGGUGCUGGUUUAAGGCCUCUUACAUACUCUACUUAAACAUUUGCACAAAUAUUGAUGUUGAAUAGUAAAAUGUGCUAAAUUAAAAUUGUAACGGCGUCAUCUUAAAAGAGUUUAGAUGCUCAGUCUUUUUCAACAGAUGAGUAGAGCCAUGUCAAAAUGAGGAACUUAUCCAUCUUGCACUUUUUGUUAACAGGAUAAAAAAAGAUUUUCUUCUACAUGUUACAACUUUUCUUGCAGUAACAGAGAUUCAGGUUUGUACAAGCUUGUACACCUUUAUGAUGACCAAUUUCAAAUCUAUAUUUGAGCCCACACGCUCACCGCCCUGUGUAGAGAAUGUAACAGGCCUUGGUUUGAAUUCUGUCACAUUGACCUGUUUGUAAAAAGUGGACUGUUUGUCCAGACAUUAAACAGGAGACAUCUCAUCAUUUGUUGCCUUCUUAGUAAAUAAUCUUCACCUGGGUAACAUUGAGAAUGUGUGUAAAUUGGCAGCAUUGUGGUCAGAGUAUGUUUUAGGCUGGUUUCACUGAGCUGACUGGUUUUUCAAGCUACUGCAGCUGUUCAAACUCACACUGUCUCAGUCGCAGGUUGAUCAGUUUACUUUGCAGCGAACUUCACUGCAACAGAAAGUGAUAUUGUGGUUACCUGCUCUGACUUAGGUUUUUUGUUUUGAGCCAACCUUUCAUGAAGUGAAAAAUCCCCCCUCUAUGGUUAUCCCGUUUAAGUGGGAGAGUUAGUUUAACUUCAGACAGAUAUCACCAGUCUGUGACUGUGCAUGUUCAAGAAUUCAUAGUUCAGUUCAGUAGCCUCUUUUAACUUUUGAGAACAGGGUAAAAAUACUGAGUGGAUGUUUUUAGACUUGGAUGUCCUCCGAGUUGUUUGUCAUAAUUUACGUCACUUGUUUUAUUUCUCGCUCAGCCGAGGCUCUCCAUGCAUCUCAAACACAAAAUACAGUAUAUCAUGUCAGAGUCUUAGGUCAAAGAUUAGUCAGAAGAAGAUCUGAUUUUAGUUUUGUCUUGAAUAGCUGUCGUAAGAUCCUGUGUGAGAAGCAAGUUCUACAUGAUAGAUACAAAAUUUCUCCCUUUUUUUGACAUUUUCUACCAUUGGUUUUGUUCGGGUCUCAUCAGCUGUCGUCACAUUACAGCUCACAUUAGUAAACCACUAGUGAUUUAGAGGGAAAGUGGAGCUAGUUUUCAUACCAGAAAAUUUACAAUUUGCUACUUGUGUAAAUAUUUUAAGCUGCAAAAGUAAUUUCAACCAACAUUUGGUAAGAAUAUUGACUGUUCUUUUGAAGAUGAUGUGAUUGUGUUUCCUCUUAAACAGUUGAAGACAGCGAGUAGACAAGAUAAUGUAGGACUACUGAUUUGUUGUGUAAAUAAAAGGCAGCCCUUUUAUUGGCUGAGAAGGAAAACUGUCAUACUUGUAGCAUGUGGUGAGUGGGGUUGAGCCUCUGGCAUAUGAACGAAACACGCUGUAAAAUCAGACAUUGCUAACGAGUUUAAAUGCAGGUUACAUAAAUUGUAGAAAAAUGUGAGAAAUCAUUUCAGUGGCUAUGAGUGUGUCUCUUCUAAGUGCAGUGCGGUGGCGUGUUGCUGAUGUGCACAACGUAGGGUACUUCACUGAGUGGAUAUGAGGUGACGGCCUUGGUGCCGUAGGUGAACGCAGGGGUUGUUUUUGAUUUUGUGAAGGCCGCAGAGUUUCCCGAGCAGUAGCGAGAAGGGUCAUGAUUUCCUUUUCCCUCUUGUGGUCUCACCAGAAACACAUGGCUAAGUUCACUGGCUGUCUCUGCAUCCAUAUCACACCUCAAGAGUUGUUUGACGCCACAUGUAUAUCUAGAUGCAUUGUAUUUGGGUUCAUUGUUUCAUGUCAACCAGAUUACACGGGCAAAGGAUCAUAAUCUACACCUGAUCUCGCCUGAAUUUAGUUUUUAUGACUGACAAUAGUCCUGUUCAUAAUUGUACCACACACUAGCUACUUCUGUUUUGCCACCUGAACUGGUAGUGCUACGUUAGGUUUAAGUGACAGAUAGCCUCUCCACAUUUCCACAUUAUUCCACCUUCUCCAUGUGAACUGUUAGUUGCAUGCCUUGUUGUUGCUGCUGCUCCAGCCACCUUCUUCCUCUUGCUGAUUAUUGCAGCUAGAGUGGGAGGGAGCCAAACUGAGCCCUUGCCCUGGACGUACGCCACACGCAGCUGUAGCGUGGGAUGGGGAAAACAGCAGCGUUAGGCCUGAAACUGCUGUGGACGAUGGGGUGUCCCCCCACUAAGGUAAACACGCAGAUCACACACUCCUGCCCCUCCCUGUAACACACGUAUACACUCACACACACAAACAGACACACCUUUGGUCAUACUUUCUAUUCUUCAUCCGACGUUUGGAAUUUCAUAAAGUUGGAAAUGGGAUCACCCAUCUUUUUUUUAAAUGGGUGAUUACUCUUUUUCUUUUCUUUUUUUUUUCCUGCUUUUGAUUUUCCAGAUCACAUCCCAACAUUUUCCCCCCCAAGCAUUCUCUGCUCAUACAUUCCAGCUCCCAACAUACCGACUGCUCGAACACCAACUUUUGAGGAGAUGCACGCCAUCGUUUAGUCUAAAUCUGAAGCAGGCACAUUGUUGUUAGUACGUCCUGUAUCUGACAGCCUGUCUUUCAAGAGUACCAGGCAAUCACAUCCAAAGCUGAACGUGGGACAUGUAGGUAGGAUGCAUUGUUCUAGUUUUUGUAAACGUGUACCCCUGGGGCCACUUUGGGGUUAAGUGCCUUGCUUAAGAGCACGUCUGUAGGCCCUCACUUUCAGUGUUGAAUAACCUGGCUCAGGAUCGGUUGCUGGUUCAACGACACCCCCUCUCCCCCUCCAAAACAACGAUUUUUGAUGCCACAUUCAACUUGUAUGAAUAACAAUGAACACAAAUAUUAUCAUUUUGUUUUAAAUUACAUUUUGUUCCAUGUUCUUUGAAAUGCUUAAUUAUCAAUAAAUACAUUUCAUCUGAA
Messenger RNA from Paralichthys olivaceus (Japanese flounder), 5059 nucleotides. It is a transcript of the gene rbm14a, whose product is annotated as RNA binding motif protein 14a. Lineage: Eukaryota; Metazoa; Chordata; Actinopteri; Pleuronectiformes; Paralichthyidae. Gene Ontology annotation, cellular component: nucleus. Gene Ontology annotation, molecular function: mRNA binding. The record is from RefSeq and is a predicted model, not a curated record.